Arabis nemorensis is the source of this 1272-nucleotide messenger RNA. The record is from the annotation of a GenBank genome assembly. Lineage: Eukaryota; Viridiplantae; Streptophyta; Magnoliopsida; Brassicales; Brassicaceae.
AUGGGUGUUGAUUUGAGGCAAGUGGUGGCUGGAAUUCUCACCAUUACCAUGUUUGUGAUGCUUGGACAAAUGCUUCAUAGAGAUUACUUUGAUUCUCUUCAGGAGAAAGUACAAGGAGAUGCACAUGAUAUUGAAUUCAAAGGAUCAAAAGUAGCUGUUGAAGAUGGACUUGUGAGAGCUAUUGAAGGGAGUAAUAAAGGACCUUGGAUGGAUGAUAGUCAUGAACUUAAACCUUGUUGGUCACUAUCUCAAUCUGAUGAAGUGGUAACUUCAAAGGGUUAUGUUACAUUCUCUUUAACGAAUGGUCCUGAAUACCAUGUCUCUCAGAUUACUGAUGCUGUGAUGGUGGCGAAGCAUCUUGGAGCGACGCUCGUGCUUCCUGAUAUAAGAGGAAGUAAACCUGGUGAUGAAAUGAACUUUGAGGAUAUCUAUGAUGUGGAUAAACUCGUUAAAACCUUGGAAAAUGUCGUCAAAGUUGUAAAAAAAUUGCCGAGCCAUGUAUCGCUAAGAGAUAUCGCCAUCGUUAAGGUCCCUUCCCGAGUUGCAGAAGAUUACAUCAAGGAACAUAUUGAUCCUAUCUUCAAAUCAAAAGGGAACAUUAGAGUUACAACGUAUUUCCCUUCGGUGAAUUUGAGGAAAACUUCGCAGGGUGGUGAAACAGACCCUGUCUCUUGUUUGGCAAUGUUUGGUUCCUUGGAGUUGCAACCUGGAGUGAAUGAAUUAGUUGAAUCGAUGAUUCAGCGGUUGAAGGCACAUAGCAAGAAAUCCGGUGGCCGUUUCGUAGCCAUAGACUUGAGGGUUGAGAUACUUGAAAAGAAAAAUUGCCAUGAAACAGGAGUAGUUGGAUCCAAAACAUGUUACAACGCACAAGAGAUUGCAUUGUUCUUGAGGAAGCUUGGAUUUGGCAGCGAUACAACUAUAUAUCUAACUCAGCCAAGAUGGGAGAGCAGCCUCAAUAUUCUUAAGGACAUUUUCCCGAAAACGUUUACUAAGGAGGAGAUAAUGCCGUCGGAUAAGAAAUCGAAGUAUCUUGAGUUAGAAAAUUCUGAAUAUGAAAAUGUCAUUGACUUCUACAUAAGUUCAAGGAGUGAUGUAUUCGUGCCAGCCAUUCCCGGUCUGUUUUACGCCAAUACAGUUGGAAAAAGGAUAGCUUUAGGCAAACCUCAAGUUCUUGUUCCAGCCGAGAUCUCAGGAUCAUCUGGUCUUCCCACUGAUUACAUCUCUCCUUACAUCUCAAAGAAGAACCAUUUGGCGUAUUCAUGCUUUUGCUGA